Messenger RNA from Asparagus officinalis (garden asparagus), 2253 nucleotides. RefSeq lists its product as uncharacterized. Lineage: Eukaryota; Viridiplantae; Streptophyta; Magnoliopsida; Asparagales; Asparagaceae. Bases 1 to 2253 code for a protein of 750 amino acids. The record is from RefSeq and is a predicted model, not a curated record. The transcript has 3 exons. Gene Ontology annotation, molecular function: protein dimerization activity.
AUGCCGGGUGUUCCAGCGAAGGAGUCUACGGGUUCUACCAAUAUCCCCGUACCUCCCGUGAAAGAUAGAAGGAACUCAAGAGACAUUGGUUGGGAGUUUGGAUUUUGUCCGGACCCAAAAAAUUUGAAUAUGGUGCAAUGCAAACUAUGUGGGCACAAGGUGAAUGCGGGGAUCCAUCGAUUUAAGAAGCAUCUUGCAGGGUUGAGGGGGGACACCAAACCAUGUUUGAAGAUUAGUGAAAAAGAUAAGCAGAGGGUGAAAGAAGUCAUUGAUGCUAAUUCGAAGAAGAAGCAAGUUAAGGAGAGGCACACUAUAGACUUAGAAGAAGAACUUCAUACGACGAGGCCGUGUGAUGAAGAAAAAGAUGAAGAAGAAAUCAUCUCUCCUUCCAUAGGCGAUGGGUCUUCAAAGAGGUCUAGAGAGCCUACUGUUGGGCCGAUGGAUGCUUACACCGCUAAUGAUCCAGAGCUAGCGAAAAGGUUGAAAGGGAAAAUGAAGCAGACAGGAGUGAAGGAUUCUUUCCUGAAGGAGAAGAGAGAUUGGGUGCAUGAUCAGUUGGCUACUUGGGCAUAUGAAAAUGCCAUCCCCUUUCAUGCCAUCUCCACGGAUUCUUUUACGAAGGCAUGCAUGGCUAUUGGAGACUAUGGACCGAGCUACAGGCCUCCCAGCAUGUACAUGUUGAGGGAGCCCUUAUUGCGAAGAGCAGUUGAGAGAACAAAAGUCUCCUUAAAGACGCAUGAGGAGGAGUGGGGCAAGACUGGAUGUUCCAUUAUGACUGAUGCUUGGUCGGACAGAAAGAUGCGGUCGGUAAUGAAUCUUUGCAUCCACUGCAGAUUGGGGACAACUUUUCAUAAGUCAAUUGAAACCAAAGAGGAAGCACAUACAGGACAAUAUAUAUUUGAGUGGGUUAAUACGGCUAUUGAGCAGAUUGGAGCUGAUAAAGUCAUUCAGGUUGUCACGGAUAAUGCAGCUGCAAAUAUGGCCGCGAAGGAGCUUUUAUAUAGGAGGAGGCCGAGGAUUUUUUGGACUAGUUGUGCAGCACACACUGUUGACCUGAUGCUUGAAAGCAUCGGGAAGUUGAGUUUAUUCAAAGGAGCAAUUGAGAAGGCGAGGACCCUCACCAUCUUUAUCUAUAGUCAUCACAAGACUUUGUCUAUGAUGCGUCGCAUUUGUGACAAAAGGGACAUUGUGAGACCUGGAGUUACUCGUUUCGCCACUACAUUUUUGACUCUGCGGAGUCUUCUUGAGAAGAAAGGGAAGUUGAGAUUUAUGUUUUCCGAUGAAGCAUGGGUGAGAUGCAAGCUUGCAAAGACCGCUAAAGGCGCUAAGGUGGAGGCGAUUGCUAUGAGUGAUAGUUGGUGGACAGCGGUGGCCAAGAUCUUGAAGGUGUAUGCUCCUAUUUUUCGAUUGUUGAGGGUAGUCGAUAGUGACUACAAACCCUCAAUGGGAUUUGUGGUGGGGAUGCUUGAAGAUAUGAAGAAGGAGAUCAUUCAAGUUUUCAAGAAUAAGGAGAAGGAUUUCAAGCCCGUGAUUGAUAUUAUAGAUGGGAAGUCCAAGGAUCGGCUCUUUUCUCCCUUGCAUAUGGCUUCUUACUACCUCAACCCUUACUAUUUCUAUAGGGAUGAUGUAGUGAAGAAUUGCAAAAGGGCGAAAGAUGGAUUUCUAGAUGUGGUGGAGUUGUUCUAUCCUGAUGUAGAGCAACAAGUUGAAAUUCAUACUCAAGAGUUGGAGAGAUACAGAGAAGGAAAGGGUUCAUUUGCUAGGAUUGGAGCGGUGAAGGCUAGAGAGAAAUCAGACUUGAACCCAGCUAAUUGGUGGUAUUUGCAUGGUGGUGAUUGUCCCUUCAUGCAAAAUAUGGCUAUGAAACUGCUCAACUUGACAAGCAGCUCUUCUGGUUGUGAAAGGAAUUGGAGCACAUUUGAGGGGAUUCAUACGAAGAAGAGGAAUAGAUUGGAAUCGAAGAGGUUAGAGGAACUAGUCUAUGUGAAGUUUAACUCAAAGCUCAACCAGAAGAAGAGGAGAGGAGAAAACAAGAACCUACUACUAUCUACUGAUCGUAGUAAGGCACGAGCAUGGAUCCUAGAAGGAGCAGGCUCCGAUGAUGAGGAAGAAGUUCAUCCUGGCUCAGGUCUUACUUGGAGGAUGGUAGAGGGUAUAUCGGGAGCGGCUGAGGCUGCGGAGAAUAGGAGGAGUUCUAGGCUAGCAGGACCUUCAAGUGCUUCUACUUCAGUGAUAGAUGAUGAUGAUGUUUGA